CAUCAAAUGCUGUUUUAGUAAAGAUUGAUCGCUUGAACCAAGAGCAGCAAAUCGAGUUGUUUCAGCAAGAGACGGGAAAGACUAAAGGCGAUUAUGAAGAAUUCAUCAAGAAAUUUACAUCAAAGGACAUCUUAAGUAAUCCUUUGCACCUUUCUUUGGUUGCUAAGUACGGAGCAGAAGGAAACUUGUACCAAAUCUACGACCAGGUUGUGCGACACAAAGUGGAGGACUCUCUGAUCAGGAAUGGAUACGACAAGAACAACAAAGUCAAAUUUCAAGAGGAAAUUGACGUCGCUUUCGAAUGUCUUCGACAGAUAGCAAGUUUCCACAUCAGAGUAUUUCCCCCAAUUGGUAACACGAGACAAGACCUUGAAAAAAUCAACUGCUAUGGCAUUGCUUCCUUUGAGAACAACAAGGUUACUUUCGUUCAUCAGACUUUCGCCGAAUUUCUUGCAGCCCAGCAUUUCCUACGAGAAAUCGAGGAUAGUGGCGAAUGCGAUUUCCAAACCAGUACUGAUAAUUUUGAAAAUUUAUUUUUAGGGGAAUGGCAUUUUGGGUACCGAAAUUUUGUCGAUCUUUUCUAUUCCACAGUGUUGACUGAUGAGGAAAUGGUAGAAGAGCACAGAGCAUCAAUACUUCCAAUCGUGAAGGUGGACCCAGAUAAGUUCUUGGAAUUGAUUGUUCACUAUGGCUGUGUAAAUAUUUUCAAAAUGCUUUAUCCAAUCAUCACCUUCAGUAAAAACCUAGAGGAUAAUGGCAUUUCUUUUGCAAAGAAUAAGUCUCUUUUGAACGGUGCGGGAGAAAUCGAAAUCAUGCUGCUAGACACCAACUUAAUCAACAGUGACGCUGAGUUGCUACUGAUUUUGCCUUCCCUGUUGGAGUCAAUAGCUGAAUCAAACGCAACCGACUUCUUUGAAAAGCUGAAGACAAAAUAUCCAAGAUUGCCAGAGAUGAUCCGCUCUAGAAAACUGACAAUUGAGGCUGGAGCGAUUGCAGCAAGACAGAAUCACGGCGAAAUCCUUGAUCUACUGCUGCAAAACGGUGUCGACAUAGAUAUCAUAGAAAAAUUCUACGGAAACGCCCUAUAUUCCGCUAUUGCACAUGGAGCUAUAAAGUGCGUGGAAAUUUUGCUCAAGCAUGGCGCGAAAUUGGCAACCGAUGCAUAUAACCAAAUCUGGGACCCAAUGAUGGUGGCUGUUCAAGUAAAUAACCUAGACCUGGUCAACUACUUUUUGGAGGAAAACGUUACUGGACUGCAACGCAGCAAAGAAACUUUCGCAAUCAAUGAAGUAAAAGCAAAUUUGAAUGCUUUCCAUUUUGCUAUUCAAAUGGGUCGCAAAGAAAUCGCAAAAUUUUUUAUAGAAAGAAAUCCAAGUUUUAAAAAUGUGGAAAAUGGCAAUGAAGGAAGUUUCCUACAAAGUUCAGCAAAAAAAAGGUAUUUAGAAAUGUGUCAAUGGCUUGUUGACGAAGAAGUGGUUGACGUCAACACUUUACGACCAAGUGGAGAACCAACUGAUUGGUCCUCGGAUGAAAAUUUCUACAUGGACCAUUUCUUAAUUCUACAAAAGAAAGACAUUAACAUGACGGACGAAAGAGGAAAAACUGCUCUUCAUUGUGCUGCGGAACAUGGAUAUCUUGAUCGUGUCCAAGAGUUAAUUCAAUCUGGCGCAAAUAUUCGAGCUGUUGAUGAAAAUGGAUGGAACGCUUUUCAUUUUGCUUGCAAAAGUGAAAGUAAACAUCAAGAAAAAGUGAUUCGAUUGUUGCACAAUACCGACAGUCAGCUGUCCAAGGAGAAAACCAAAAGUGGUCAAACAGGGCUGCAUAUUUAUCUAAAAUUCAGAUAUUUCUCGACUAAGAAAGCGCGUUUCCUGGUCGAAGAGAUUGGAGUUGACGUACGAGCAGAAGACAAUAAAGGCCGCACUGUGUUGCGUAUUGCACAUUGCAGAGGAAAAAAGGUUGACUUUUUGAUGACAAAAGAAAUCAACCUGGAAGUAAAAAACCAACGAGGGCGAACGUGCCUACAUUUAGCCGCGAAAAGCGGUGAUAUAGACGCCUUACAAACUUGGAUAGAUCUUGGUGGAGACUUGAAUGUGGUAGACAAUGAAGGAUUGACUGCGCUGCAUUUUGCCGCUAAAGGAGGACAUUUGCAAUUUGUGAAAAUGCUUUUAGCCUGUCAGGCCGAGGAAGCAAGAAAUCCAGAUGUUGGUGAGGGAUCUGUUGGGUCAGCACUGAAAGAGAACGUGAGAGUGAACAUAUGUGACAAUCUUGGAAGGACACCUAUGCACCUUGCUGCUCAAUCAGAAAAUUUUGAUUUGGUGAAAUUGUUGCUUGAAAACGGCGCAGAUUUAACUUUAACGGACAUGGAAAGAAAGAAUGCGAUCCACUACGCUAUCAACAACGAAGGAAUCUUACGGUUCAUCAAUGAGAAGAACGGAUCUCUUCUUAAACAGAGUUUAAAAGACGGAAGCACAUCUCUACACCUGGCAUUGGAAUCCUAUAAUGUAGAGGACGAUGGCAUCAUACGCUGGAUUUUAGAGCAAGGCGACAUCGAUUUGAAUGCGAAAAAUGAUUUUGGCGAUACACCACUCUUAUUGGCUUGCAAAAAAAUGUUCUGGAGAGUCGCCGAAUUGCUGCUGACCAGCAAUGUUGAGGUCAAUGUCUCGAACAAGAAGGGAAAAACCGCAAUGCACUACGCCGCAAAAAAAGGAAACGUGUUUUUAGUGAAGCUGAUGCAUGGAAAAGGUGCGGAUUUUACUCUAACAGACAACAAAGGAUUGAACACCUUGCACAGCGCAACGGGCAACUUCGAGGUAUUUUUAUUUCUUCACGAGAAAAAUAAUACUUUGUUGAUACAGCGUUUGAAAAACGGAGACUCAACCCUCCACUUGGCAAUAAGGUCUUAUCACUGCAUGAAAAUAAUAAAUUGGCUAGUUAAACAAUGCCAAAUUGACUUGAAUUCGACAAAUAGCGAGGGUGAGACACCCCUUCUGCUGGCUUGCAAGAGAGGAGAAUGGAUUAUUGCCCAAAAGGUGCUGGCUAAACGCGUUGAUGUAAAUGCGAAAGAUAAAAAAGGAAGAACGGCCCUGCACUACACCAUGAAUUUCACUGAAGACGAUGGGUUAGAAGAUUUACAUGCUUUUGAUUUGGUGCAAGAGUUGUGCAAAAGAGGCGCUGAUUUAGCUUCGACAGACAACGACGGGAUGAACGCAUUUCACCAUGCGAUGAGAAACUUUCGCAUGGCUCUAUUCAUUCAUGAGUUAAAUGGUGAUUUGGUUAAUCAGCGUGUGAACAAUGGAGAUACCACUCUGCAUCUGGCAAUCAAAGUUGAAAAAUUCAACCCAUUCUUAAUUGUUCAUUGGCUUGUGGAGCAAGGUGGCGUUGAUUUGAACGCGAGAAACGCUUUGAACGAAACGCCGCUAAUUCUGGCUUGCAAGAAGAGCCACUGGUUUGGGGCUUGGGACAUUAUUGAAAUACUACUGUCUAAAAAUGUGGAUGUCAACAUAAGAGACAAUAAGGGCAAAACUGCUCGGGACUAUUUAGAUGAUCAAACUCGUUUAAAAAGGUUUGAUGAAAUCGUAGCGUCAAACGUAGAUGAGGUCGGAGAAUGAGUGAUUCAAUCUUUAUUUAAGUUGGAAAGUACAUACCAGUUUAGCUAUACUAUUAACGUUUUCAUGGCGUGUUAUUAUAUGGUGUCAUAUUUUAACUUGAUUUUAAUUUUUAUUUUUGAUUGGCAUUUCACCGACAUGUUUGCUUAGUAAUGUGCCUUUUCCAAUUAUUUUCUUCUGUAUAUUGUUGAUAUUGUUAAUAAUAAGAGGUUUGCAGAAAUUUCAAUUUGUAUUAUUUGGAAAUUGUAUAUAUGUAGAUGGAUGAAAUAAUUAUGCAGUAUGGAUUUUAAUUUUCCUAAGAAAUUUUUUAGUGUAUGAAUUGCACUCUGGCUGUAUAAAACGUACCUUUAAAAAAGCGAUGCUUAGGAAUUUUGUAUGCAUAGCAUAGUAUGGAAAUUAAUUAAUAAAUUAAAUUUUUACAAUAAAAUUUGAAUAGUUUGUAAAAUAUGAUUAUUGCCUUUUAUUCCAAAAUAUAAUAAGAUAUUUGAUCAUUCCUAAAAAAAUGUUAUGAGUCAAUAAAUAACGAUAAUUAUGGGAGGAUUGAUUUCAAACUUUUCCCAGGACGAAAC
Molecule: messenger RNA, 4174 nt
Organism: Cloeon dipterum
Lineage: Eukaryota; Metazoa; Arthropoda; Insecta; Ephemeroptera; Baetidae
Product: ankyrin-3-like
Exons: 1
Coding region: 609-3608 (999 amino acids)
Molecular function (GO): protein binding
Source: RefSeq, a predicted model, not a curated record